AUGACAAAACAUAUUGUUGUAUUUUCAUCUUCAAAAGAAAGAAUUGAAGAACCAAUCCACAGACUUGGUAGAGAUUUAUAUUCAUUUACAAAAGCCAAUAAUGAUUUAGUCAAAAAUAUUCAAAUCUUUAUUAGUCUACAUGAUCUUGAUCAAAUUUUGAUUCAACUUUAUGAAUAUUUAUGUGUUAUACAAGGUUAUGUUUGUUCAGUUAUUCAAACAUUAAAUCAACAAAUACAAUAUUUUAUUGAAAAAUUUCAAUUAUGCAAACAAUCGGAAAUUCAAUUGUAUUCAACAAAUUUAAAUGAAGUUUCUAAAUAUUUGUCAAUCAGUAAAAAAAACAUUGAUGAAAUUAAAUAA
Molecule: messenger RNA, 357 nt
Organism: Rotaria sp. Silwood1
Lineage: Eukaryota; Metazoa; Rotifera; Eurotatoria; Philodinida; Philodinidae
Source: the annotation of a GenBank genome assembly